AUGGCCGCCAUUAUUGGAACAACGCUACUCCUCGUUUUUGCCUUUAAUUUGAACACAGUUACAUCGAGUGUCGACUGGAUCUUCUGGGAAUCAAUCUAUUCUGGCUCGUUUGCCUUUCUUUUUAUGGUCAACAGUAUCACCAUGAUCUACAGCAGUCUCCGGUGGCAGUACACUGCAUGGUGGUUUGGAACUGUACGUUUUUUAUUGACACAAACACUGUGCUCCUAUCGUGCUCUCCAAGUUGCGUGCAUUUUAGUGGCAGUGGCAUUCCUUAUCGAUCUCAUUCUUCUUGUACGACUUCAGUUAACGAAUCCAAGCUGUCGUCACAGUCAAGAUGAUCUCAUCAUUCGUCGAACAGACCAAUCGAUUACUUACCGUUGA
Messenger RNA from Ostertagia ostertagi, 381 nucleotides. NCBI's taxonomy places the organism in Eukaryota, Metazoa, Nematoda, Chromadorea, Rhabditida, Trichostrongylidae. The record is from the annotation of a GenBank genome assembly.